Messenger RNA from Hippoglossus stenolepis (Pacific halibut), 1526 nucleotides. RefSeq names its product D-amino-acid oxidase. The record is from RefSeq and is a predicted model, not a curated record. Bases 157 to 1194 code for a protein of 345 amino acids. Lineage: Eukaryota; Metazoa; Chordata; Actinopteri; Pleuronectiformes; Pleuronectidae. Gene Ontology annotation, molecular function: FAD binding; D-amino-acid oxidase activity. The transcript has 11 exons.
UCACUUUGGAGGAACUGUCAUGGCGACCACAGCUUGACAGCUGCUGGUGAACCAUGACCGUGUCUGUGUGGCUCCGCCCCUCGUCCCUGCAGCACUCCGAGUUGUUGCUGUGAACAGACUUCAACAGUUCCUGCAGCUGAACACGAAUCUGGAGACAUGCGGGUGGCAGUGAUCGGAGCCGGGGUCAUUGGCCUGUCAACAGCUCAGAGCAUCUAUGAGCAGUAUCACUCAACCGUCACGCCGCUGACCAUCGAGGUGUACGCAGACUGUUUCACUCCGCUGACCACUAGUGAUGGAGCCGCUGGCUUCUGGCAGCCCUACCUGUACGAUAAGGGCAACGUCCAGGAGACGAAAUGGAAUAAAGAGACAUUUGACUACUUGCUGAGCUGCCUCAGUUCAUCAGAGUCUGUAAAUAUGGGGAUAUUCCUUCAGUCCGGCUACAACCUCUGCACUGCAGCAGCCCCGGAUCCCUCCUUUAAAGAUAUUGUCCUGGGCUUCAGACAGCUCACAGAACGAGAGCUGCAGAUGUUCCCUGGAUACAAGUUUGGGUGGUUUAACACUGCUCUCAUGGUGGAAGGCAAAACAUACUUACCUUGGCUCAUGGACUGGUUGCAACAACGGGGGGUCAAAUUUUACCACAGGAAAAUAGAGUCCUUCAAGGAGUUGGCAGAAACUGGGCCAGACGUUAUCAUAAACUGCACUGGCAUGAGAUCAGGAGCGCUGCAGCCUGACCCGGACCUGAAACCAGGCCGCGGGCAGAUAGUGAAGGUGGACGCUCCGUGGUUAAAACACUGGAUUCUGACCCACAACUUCGAGAUGGGAGUCUACAAUUCACCGUACAUCAUUCCAGGGAGUCGUCUUGUGACUGUCGGUGGGGUUUUCCAGAUAGGAAACUGGAGUGAAAAUAACAACUCUGCUGACCAUAAGAAUAUCUGGGAAGCAGCUUGCCAGCUCGAGCCCAGUCUCAAGCAUGCCAGGAUCGUGGAGGACUGGUCCGGCCUCAGACCUGUUCGCAGUAAAGUCCGAUUGGAGAGGGAGGCCAUUCAGGCUGGUGCAACGAAAAUAGAGGUGAUACACAACUACGGCCAUGGAGGUUUUGGACUCACCAUUCACCGAGGCUGUGCCCAGGAGGCAGCGAGGCUCUUCGGUCAGAUCGUAGAACAAAAAGGCAAAGGUCCAAAAGCUCGCUUGUAAACUUGUGUCCCAGAGUAAUGAAAAAAGGAGUAAAUCAGUGCCUUGUUCAGAAUUAUUUUGUAUUUGGUGUAAUUACAUCACUUAAGACAAUAUAACGUGUGUGUGAAAAAAGAGACUACUAUUGGUGUUCUAAUCCAGUAUUAAUUAAGAGAUGUAAGGUAAAAUUGUGCAUCUAUCUAUAUGAGGUUUGAGCAAUUAAAAAAGAAGAAUAUAAAGUGCUUAUAAAAAUGUUUUCAGUAAAUAUAUACAAUAGUAGAGAAACCUACUGAUAAUGAUUCUAAAUUCUAAAAUCACUUGAUUUUAAAGAUAUUAAAAUCAUGAUAAAAACAAAA